This is a messenger RNA of Trichoplusia ni (cabbage looper), 2871 nucleotides long. RefSeq names its product transmembrane protein 245-like. Lineage: Eukaryota; Metazoa; Arthropoda; Insecta; Lepidoptera; Noctuidae. The record is from RefSeq and is a predicted model, not a curated record.
UUAUUCUGGGCUCUACUAGUGGGGUCCUUACUUCAUCCAUUUAAAUAUAAACUUUCAAAGAAAUUGAAGUCAUGGUUUGGAGAUCUUGAAAAAUCGAACACAUCUGUGAUAGUGGGAUUAAUGGUAAUACCUGUGAAUGUGGUUAACUUUGCUUCAGACACAGUUGGGCAGCAAUUUAUAGAACAUUACAAGACUGUGAUAGGGCUGCUCUCUGCAAUAUUUGUAUUACCAUGGCUGUACAACUCUGUGCCAAGGAGUCUAGUCUGCCUGUUCUGGCAGUUCAGCAGUUUCAUCAGCUUUUCUACGACACUGCUCAUCAGUGUCUGCAGUUCUUAUAUUACCUUGACAAUAUUCCUGGCAUACGUUAUCAGCGUUUACAUCCUAUGGACACCACAGCGAGCGAAUAUCUUCCGGAUGACGUCACAACUACUAUGGCUGGUCGUCUCCAGUUUCAUAGCAAGUCUGACGGGUUCCCUGCAAGUGUACACAUUUGCACUACUCCAGGGAAUCUGUAUCACCGGCUUUGCUUUAGAAGUGCUGGAUAUACAUAAGAAAUUGUUGGAGAAAGAUCCAGAAGCAUCUAUCUUAUUAGCAUUACACAAAGCAGUUUCUCCGAUCAAGAAAUCGAGGAAAAAUUGAAGAGAAACUAGAAGAGAAUCUCAAAUAGAAUCUAGUGAACAAGAAACAACACCGGACAAAGAAACUCCAUCCCCUGUCACUCCUGAUACUUUAACGAAACGGGGGAAGCUGGUCGACCAACGAUCCUAUACAAAGUUCUCCAAGACUGCUAAAAUGUUGUUUAAGACAAGAACAUUGUCUGCAUUGCCUUUGUCAUCGAAUCAGAAAUUGAAGUCCGACAUCCGAUUCCUUACCGCCUUCAAACAGAGGUCGUUAGACGAAAAUUACAUAAAGAAUAGCUAUGACACUGAAGAAGAAACAGCUUUGUACUUCAAGCUCCUUUUCUUCGGAUGCCUUUGUAUGCUUGUUUGGAAGCAUAUCUGGCUUCUCCCAGUGACUCUAUUCUUCUUGGCUAUCCAUGUUCUGAAGAGGCUGUUAAUAUUUCGGAGUUGGCUGUUCUUUGAAAAUCAUUACAAUAAUGUUAUGGGGAAGUGAAGUCCUUGGGCUAACUCAAGGCAAUCAGCCUUGCUCCCGGCCCACGUGCGCGGGCUCGGCAAGAUGGCGUGCCUCUGCAACUCGAGCUUCCGCGACAUGGCCUACAGCUCGGUGGACACCGUGUCAUCCUGCAUCGUCAUCGUUGGACUCAUAUUGUUCCUGGCUGUGGCCACCGUUUUUAUAUUUAUACAGGUAUACUCGGAAGCGAUAGUAGUGGUUCAGCUUAGCGGUAGUCUGCUAAACAGCACGUGUCAGAACAGUGAGUUGCACGCAUACUUGCCGGAAGGCUGGGGAAAGCUAGACUCACUUAUUGACAAUGCUUACACAUACGGCAGGAAGGAAUCUCAACAGCGGUAAGUUAAAAGCAUCCUCAAAGAAGGUGACCCGGAGAAGAUAAUCGCGUUGAACAACAGAUCUUGAGCUAUGGACCGCGUGUACCAGAGCUGGGUGUCGGGGCACUUCGCGUCCAGUGGGCCGCAAGUCGACGGCUCAGCUAUACAGGACUCUUGGGACUCCUUUGUCAACGAUGUUUCUAAUACUCCUGGUAUGUUCGACUACUCUGGCAUAGUGACAUGGGUGCAGGCUAACGUGGGUACAUUAAGUGCUAUAGCGACCAGCAUCUGGGCUCCGCUAGCUAGUAACGUGUCUCUGCUGGCGGGCUCCGUCGGCGCGUUCACGUCGCUGUUGCUAUGCGGCGGCAGUGCAUCAUCAACCACAUUUUCCCACCAGGUGGUGUUCUUCACGACACUAUUCUACCUACUGGCUUCUAGCAACGCUUUCUAUAAGCCAGUGGAGGUCAUCACACAGAUACAGCCUAACUUCGGUCCCAGACUUGGUAUCGCACUCUCUGUUGCCAUCAAUCAAGUGUUCAGGGCAUCAUUCAAGAUGGCCUUGUUCUACGGUCUCUGGACGUGGUUGGUUCACAACUUAUUUGGAGCCAAAGUUGUCUACUUGCCAUCGGUGCUAGCAGCAGUGCUAGGCGCGGCUCCGUUCCUGGGCCCGUACCUGGCGGGCAUCCCGGCCGCGCUGGACGUGUGGCUGCAGGGCCGCCCCAUGGCCGCGCUGCUGCUGCCCAUCGUGCAGGCCGCGCCCAUCGCCUUCCUAGACGCCGCCGUCUACGCCGAGAUUAAAGAUGGCGGACAUCCCUACGUAACUGGGCUAGCCAUAGCCGGGGGAAUAUUCUACCUGGGUCCCGAAGGCGCUAUCCUAGGUCCACUACUGCUAUGCUGCCUCAUGGUGGUCCUCAACCUGUCGUCCACGUUCCUGAGGGACACGCCCUCCGAGGAGAGGGCGGCAUUGCACUCACGAGUCAGGUAAAUCUGCGGUACACAAGGGAAAUCAGUUGUAGUGUCCAUAAUCGAACAAACUGCUGUGAAAUUAAAAUCAACCUCAAGGCUCUAGUGUUAAGGUUUGUUUUGGUUUAAUUCGAUUUUGUGUACUCUGUUCAUGCAAGUUAGUUAGAAAUCCGUGACUAAUUUGAAUAGUCGUGUUACUUAAUUAUAUGCAUUUGAAUCUGAAUAAAUCAAAUUGUCUAAAGAUUCAAUUAAUGUGAUGUAUAAUUUAAUAUUAGCGUUAUGUGUUCAACCCUGUAAGUAACAUGUAUAGCAAAAAGACAAGUUGAUCGAUUGUGGACAAAGCGAGUUAAAAAUCAUCAUUCCUUGAAAUGUUAAUUACGGCUGAUUCCUUAAAUUAAUUAAGUUUUCAGUUUAUACCCCUGAUUGAGAUUAUAAUUUCCUUGUAAACGACUACGAACUGACA